AUGGGCGACAGAAUUAUUAGUGCCUACCCUUGGUAUCGUCAAAAGGUCCCUCGUCUCCUCUGGCACGUUGCUAAUUUGCAAGGUGAGGCGAAGCAGAAGGGCCGUGGGGAGGACUCAGAUUCUUCCGAAGAAGCCGAUGGGGUUGCAGCCAUGAAAAAGAGUGCGACCAAUACAAGGGUGCCCGCAUCGGAUCAGCAAAAUCGCCCCAUGGACGUAGACGACGAAUAUGAAGAAGAAGAGCAGAAGAGUCCUUUUCGGACGAAGAUGAAGGGGACGCCGGCAGUGACGAUACUCAGAAUUUGA
Molecule: messenger RNA, 303 nt
Organism: Seminavis robusta
Lineage: Eukaryota; Bacillariophyta; Bacillariophyceae; Naviculales; Naviculaceae
Source: the annotation of a GenBank genome assembly